Messenger RNA from Cryptomeria japonica (Japanese cedar), 1131 nucleotides. RefSeq lists its product as uncharacterized. The coding region runs from base 163 to 930 and encodes 255 amino acids. The record is from RefSeq and is a predicted model, not a curated record. The transcript has a single exon. Lineage: Eukaryota; Viridiplantae; Streptophyta; Pinopsida; Cupressales; Cupressaceae.
AACAGAGCUUAUAAUUUCAUCAUUCUACCGCGCCUUCUCGCUGUGACUACGGGUUCGAAUUCAGUAACCGACUGAAAUAGUUCAGUUGAGGGUUUUCAUCCUUCAAUUGCACUUGAUUGUUCGGUUUCGAGAUUCGCAGGCGGCUGUUUCCAAAGCAAAUCAAUGAUGGUUCUGCCGCUGCGGCCGAGCAAGUUCUAUGGCAGCAGCCUUCCGAGGCCUAGGGUUUACAAUGAUCUUAAAUUCAACUCAGAGAGAGUCGAUCCGCCGCUGGGUGUGAUGGCUCCAUUGUUGUCAUGGGCCAAGGACGCCCCCUGGUCCAUGGGCGGCCUCUCCCAUGGCAAGAAGCGCAUGGCAGGCAAGAUCGAGGGCAGCUUGAAAAAGCUUAGAGACGAGGAUGAAGAAGAUACCGUAAAGAAGAUCAGUGAAAGCGAGAAGGAAAAGGAGGGCAAAUCCCCUGCCAAAGCCUCUUUCGAGUCUGAAACCCCCAUGAGAGCCGGCUCCACACCUCUUCCUUACAAGAGCCCAGCGGAGUCCCAGCUAAUAAAGCAGAAAUGGGCGAGUGAAGACAGCCUGGAGGACGAGGAUUGCCCCACUGUUGUGCCGGAAUCCAUCGAAAAAUCCGAAAAGAAGCGUUCGCCUCAAGUUCGUAGACGGAUCCGAAGAUUGGGCGAGGCUUUUAAUGAACAAGCCCUAGCCGCUUCAGCUGAUCCUGGGUUCGAAUCCCCCAAAGUGCGUUCUGUAACUCGAUCCGCAUCGAAGAGGCAUGUCGAUAAGGAAUCAGAAGUGUUCGAUUAUGUGGCUGUUCCUGACAAGGUCAUGAAAUCGGCGUCCCCGAGGAGAAAUGUGAAAAAGAAAGGUGAGUCUGUUGAAUCUCCAGUGAGGCGUAGCGCCCGUACUGUGGCGGUGGCUUCUCAGCGGUUCGCCGCUUAAUGUUUGAGAUAUUGUUCUGCUGUUCCAUGUGACCUAGAGCCUUAAUCGCAUCUUACUGACACCUAGCUUUUCUUUUAGUGAAAUGUUGUUGAAGAAUUUGAUGUAAAUGUUGGUAUGAGCGUAAUGGCAGUCCUUCGCAUUGGAUGGUUUACGCUACUAAUUUCAAAUCUUAUUUCCCCACCCUAAAAUUUGGCAGCUCAA